AUCAUCGAUACACGCCGUGCCCCAACAAUCCUGGCAGCGCUAAUAAAACCAACAGGAGCGCCAACACACAAACCUAAAGCCAGAGAGAGAGACAUACACAAACCUCAACAAUCAUGGCUACCGAAGACAACAAGGGUCAGGAGGAGCUCCUCGACUACGAGGAAGACGAGGAGGCGUUGGUGGACGCCAAGGCCGGGGACGACGCCGGGGCCGGCGGCAAGGACGGCGCGGGGGCGGCCGGCGGCGGCGGCAGCGGGCCGAAGAAGGGGCACUACGUGGGCAUCCACGCCUCCGGCUUCAGGGACUUCCUUCUCAAGCCCGAGCUUCUCCGCGCGGUGGUGGACUGCGGUUUCGAGCACCCGUCCGAGGUGCAGCACGAGUGCAUCCCUCAGGCCAUCCUGGGUGUGGACAUCGUGUGCCAGGCCAAGUCCGGUAUGGGAAAGACGGCGGUGUUUGUGCUGGCCACCCUCCACCAGCUCAACCCCCAGCCCGGAGAGGUGAGCUGCCUGGUGCUGUGCCACACGCGCGAGCUGGCGUGGCAGAUCGCCCGCGAGUACGAGCGUUUCUGCAAGCACCUCCCCGAGGUGAAGGUGGCGGUGCUGUACGGCGGCCUGCCCGUGCAGAAGCAGCGCGAGAUGCUCAAGAACGACACUCCGCACAUCGUGGUUGGCUGCCCCGGGCGCGUGAUGCAACUGGUGCGGGAGGGAGACCUGAAGGUGGACAAGCUGCAGUACUUCGUCCUCGAUGAGUGUGACAAGAUGCUGGACCAGAAGGACAUGCGCGCCCAGGUGCAGGAGAUCUUCUUCAAGACGCCGCACACGAAGCAGGUCAUGAUGUUCUCCGCCACGCUCAGCCCGGAGGUCCGCCCCAUCUGCCGCAAGUUCUGCCACGAGAAGCCGAUGGAGAUCUACGUAGACGACGAGACGAAGCUGACCCUGCACGGUCUCCAGCAGUACUACAUCAAGCUCGCGGAGACGGAGAAGAACCGCAAGCUGAACGACCUGCUCGACCUCCUGGACUUCAACCAGGUGGUAAUCUUCUGCUCGAAGGUGGAUAGGGCUGUGGAGCUGGACCGCCUCCUGAACCUCUGCAACUUCCCGUCCCUGGUGAUCCACUCCCGCCUCAAGCAGGAGGAGAGGACAAACCGCUACAAGCAGUUCAAGAACUUCGAGAAGCGCAUCCUGGUGGCCACUGACCUCUUCGGCCGCGGCAUCGACAUCGAGCGCGUGAACAUCGUGGUGAACUACGACUUCCCCGAUGGCGACGACGGCUCCGACCAGUACCUCCACCGUGUGGGCCGCGCAGGACGGUUCGGCACCAAGGGUCUGUCUAUCUCGUUCGUAUCGACGGAGUCUGACGCCAAGAAGCUGGAAGAAGUGCAGUCUCGGUUCGAGGUGGACAUCCCCGAGCUGCCGGACACGAUCGAGACAAGCACGUACAUGCAGGCAGCAACUUGAAAUUUUACAACAUGAUCAUAAAAUGUUUUUAGAAAAACUGGGGGUAAGAACCGCGUGGAUGGGAAGGAUCACAAAGAACGGCGACACACAGAAACGUUACCGGUUCGGUCGAAACGGCAGAUGGUGGGGGUGGGGAGCGGCCUUGUGAUAGUUUUCGAGAAUCGAGUGCUGGGUGUCUGUCGUCAUUUGCUCUGUUGUCGGAGGGAGUCCUUCUAGACGAAUGAUGCUGUGCCAUUAGGCCGAUAUACCGGUGUAGUGUCUGGCCGCAGCAGUACAUGUACCAGCAAACACCGAGCACGAGCAAGAGCCCAUCGCUCAAUGAAAAGCCUCGAGUUGAGCUUGGAGUAGGAACCAAAGAGACCGGGGGAGGGGGGAGAUGGUAAUGACUCUCGAACUCCUGAAACGAUAGACGUGGGCUUGUACAGCUGACGAGGACGGGGCGGCCUGGCAAGGACUUGCGCAUGUAUCGGUGGCAAUGUUGCAGAGGUUUUUCCGGUCUUCUUUGCCGUUGCCAGCUGUUUUUUGGUGGUUUUCCAUAGGACGACACGAUCAGGUUAGUCUCUCCGAGCAGAAGGCAGACGGUGGCCUCGAAAUCUCCGAGCGUUCAUUAAUGACGGGAAGGUCGCCGCUUCCGUACCUUGUUUUUAGUAUCGCGUGUGGUAUCGUGCACUGUAGCAAGUAGUGGCGUGCUCCAUCUGUGUUGAGUUGUGGCUGCUGACAACAGCAACGCCAGAGGGAUAAAAAAACAAAAUAAUGCACGCGGAGAUCGCCAAUCGAAAAGGGCACAGAGGGUGGAGGCUCUGCGUCUCUACACGGGUAUUAGUUUAUGCGUUCUCAGCCGCAGAAGAACUGGUUACAGCAGUGGGG
Messenger RNA from Ectocarpus sp. CCAP 1310/34, 2324 nucleotides. The record is from the annotation of a GenBank genome assembly. NCBI's taxonomy places the organism in Eukaryota, Phaeophyceae, Ectocarpales, Ectocarpaceae.